Oncorhynchus masou masou (cherry salmon) is the source of this 3589-nucleotide messenger RNA. Its product is annotated as TANK-binding kinase 1-binding protein 1-like. The transcript has 11 exons. The record is from RefSeq and is a predicted model, not a curated record. Gene Ontology annotation, cellular component: cytoplasm. NCBI's taxonomy places the organism in Eukaryota, Metazoa, Chordata, Actinopteri, Salmoniformes, Salmonidae. Gene Ontology annotation, biological process: canonical NF-kappaB signal transduction. Bases 266 to 2131 code for a protein of 621 amino acids.
UUUAACAGGUGAUAAGUAACGCUCACGGCAACGUUUUUGUAUAUAUAUAAAAAAGGGCUCGAUUGAGGAAGAAGGGAAAAAGCGCGAGCUCAUUUUUUUCCGUUGGGAGAGAUGGAGAGAGCUGCGUCGCUGUAUACAGCCAUGUUGUAGACUAGGUUAGCUACUGAUUGCACUACAAAGUGAGAAUGGCAACGAGCACUAGUGUCUUGCCGCAAGGAAGGAAACGAUAUAGAAGCUCUAUUGUAGCCACUGAUCUGCUUAAGGGAUGGAGUCUCUCUUCGGGGGCGAGCUGGGCCUCCUGGGAGGGGGCGAGGGGCUAAGGGAUGACGGCUGUGGCUUGGGGUCGGGGGUCAACUGGUCGUCCUCACCCAUCCAAGACGACAUGUACCCCUCCCACUUCGCCCUGGCCGCCGCCUACCAUGACAUCAAGACGCGAUUGGCCAGCCUGGAGCGAGAGAACAGCAGCAUCAAGAGGAAACUGAAGAACUAUGAGGUCAAGUUCCCUAUGAUCAGUGAGUUUGAGGAGGAGAGGACCCUACAGUGCUGCUCCUGUGAACCCAAGGAGACGAGCCUACUGCAGUCAGAGACCACCAACCUGCAACAGAGAGUCAACUCCCUCACACAGGAGCUCCAGAAGAGUAAAGAGCGAGAGGAGAGGCUGGAGGAUGUGAUUCAGGCCUACGAGAAGAUCCACAUGGAGAAGAGUAACGUUCAGAGAGACCUGGACAAGAUGACAACACUAGCAGAGCAGCAUAUGGAGCGCAUCUGUGGUCUGGAGUCAGCUCUGAGGCAGAGGGAGGGGUCCCUGCAGAAACUCAGUGCUCAGCUGCACAGCAAGAACAUUCAUUACCUACAGCUACACACCAGUCUGGACGUGCCUCGCGAGCGGAACGGGCGGGGUCCGACCCUGCAGAGCUCUCGUAGUCUGGACGCCGUGUCCGACCUGAAGCUGCAGCGGUUGGAGGCGGAGCUAGAAGGGGCGCGGCAGCAGGCCCAGGGUGCAUGUCAGAGAGAGAAGGAGAUGAAGGAGGAGCUACAGAGGCUGCAGGCAGAGAUCAGACAGCUGCAGCAGAAUGUACAGAGACAGGAGGUGACCACACCCUGUGAGCACUGUGACAUGGAAUGGAUAAAGAAGGCAGGAGAUGAACAGGUGAUCCUGGCAUUGGCCUACACUGAGCUGACAGAGGAGCUGGUGCGUGUGCGAGGUCUGGCUGUCAAACAGACUGAGAUCCUCAGGAAGGCAUCCCACGAGCAGAUGGUCUUGAGACACUCCCCAGCCCCCCAGCGUCGCUCCCCGGCCUCCCAACGCCCCUCCCCAGACCGCCUCCACCCCUCUCCUCCCCUCUCACCUUCCUCACCCCCUUCUGGCCCCGCAUCCUACUCCCCAACAGGCCUCUCUUACUCCCCCACCGGCCCAGCCUCCUACUCCUGCCGGCCAACCAGCCAACGGCUGCGUGCCCACUUCCAGGGGCGCCGCAGCUACUCGGAGGUGGCUGACUCGUCUGCCCACCAGAGGCCCCCCCCCAGGCUGCUCCGUGACCCAGUCUCCACCCUGCCCAAGCCCAAGAACAUGGGGGAGUCUGGGGCUUAUUCCCGCCCGCCCAGGAUUUCCCUGGUGGGGCAACCCCGGCCGGCCUCGGCCCGUGGAGCUGUAGGUGCUGGUGGAGGGGGAGGAGGUGGUGGCAGCAGCCUGAGCAGUAGCCCCCACCACGCCCUGGAGCUGGGCUUCCCUCUAGCUGCAGAGGGGCGUCACUUCUGUCAUCUGAAGGAUCCCCCGGCAAACCCCCCACAGGUCACCCCGCCACAGUCGUCUGACGAUGAGGAGUGGAGGUGCCCAUCCCCGGUCUCCAGUCCUCCCAGGACACUGGGGGCCAUGGGGGUAAGCUCACGGGAAACCCCUCCCUGCCCUUCCUUCUUGGCCCUAAAGGACCCGGCUACCCUCGCCUGCCACCUGCCAGGGUACCUAAACGCAGACCAUGCCCAGUCCUGGCCCUCCAUCAAUUUGUGGAUGGAGACGGAGGAGAAUGACGCCCGGAGCUGCCCUCUGUGUCAGCUGACCUUCCCCACUGGUUACCCCGACGACGCCCUCAUCAAACACAUCGACACGCACCUGGAGAACAGCAAGAUCUAACCCCCCCACCAAGACACAGAUCAACUUACCCUGACAAAUUCUAACCUAAACCAUGAUCAGGAAAAUCCAUUGCAGAUCCCCUUUGCAAUAUGACACUCUAGGGCAGACUGCAUCCACUGAAUCAUCCAUCUAAAUUUAGAUGUGAUACUAGUCGUUUUCUAAACUGGAAAGUUUCCUAACCUCUGUAUUUGACCAUGUUAGUUUAGGGCUAUAACAAGGGCCAGUGCUGUUUCUGAAUGCUCCCCCUCUCUCCCAUGUUAUCAGGUAUGGUCUUUGACAUGGUUACCUCACACUGUUUUUAAAACCCAUCAAUAAUGGGUCACAGCCCAACUACAUGCUUUUAUCACAAAGUUUACACUGUCAAACCAGAAUGAACUCGUCACCCAGAGACUUUAAGGGCAUAUUCAUAAAAGAGGUACACAGCACUUUCUACAAUUUAGUUCUAAUGGAACUUUAAUAGUUUUCGUCGAGAUUCAAGAACAAUCUUUAAAACAUCUCACGUGUCUCUGUAAAAUGUAAUGAAAUAACAUGAAGUUAAGGGUGACAGAGGGGUUAGUGAUGAUAGCUAGAAAUAGUUGAGCUAUGGCAGUGUGUUGAGGAGCUAUGGCAGUGUGUUGAGGACCCUAAAACAGUGAUAGGAUGGCCCACUAUAGCUACCUUGUAAAAAAACUCCUUUAUACAUUGACAUUCAGGGAUUUAUGAUAUUGUACCAUAGUGAUUAAAACUAGGGAAAAUAACAGUCCGAAGAUGUUCUGGUUUGUAGGCGCUGUACAGUGAUUCCAGGCUGUUGUUCUCCGUGGAUGAUUUGUGAAUCUCAGAAUACGGACACUUUAUAUGCAGUUAUCUCCGGUACUUGCCUACAGGUUGUCAACACAAUUCACAGCAACACAUUUAAAACCCACCGGACAGGAAUUUGACAGAUACACAACACAUUACCAGAACAUCAGCUGAUUUCUCAACUCAGCCAAUUUGGAAAUUUGCACAGCAAUCAAUACGAUCCAAAGACACUGGAUGGGGAUCAGUACAUUGUCUUACCUCAGAUCUUUUGGUACUUAUCAAUCAGUUGAGGGACAAGCGUCGCGCAAGAGUGACGCCACCCGUCGAAAGACAAUGCCAUUAGUAUAGGUACCAUAGAAGGUAACACUGCAAUCAACUACAAUAAAAAAAAAACUUUUAAAAAACUGCUGGAUCGCUUCUAGAGGAAGACCAAGAGACUCUGCCAAUGAGACGGAACAGUACUGAGAUACAGGAGUGGAAUCAGAGGUGAAGGAAUGACAUUUGAAAAGGGACAUGAACCCAUGUGUUCACAUUGAAUUCCAAGACACUACAGUAUUCAUUUUUUGAAUCUUUUUGCCCCCCUUCCCCUUCCGUAGAAUCAUGGAGGCUUAGUUCUCCCUUUAUAGUCAUCUUUCGGGAUUUCUGUAACGCAAAUAAUAAAAAACUGAAUUUCAAAAAUGG